Symbiodinium pilosum is the source of this 1677-nucleotide messenger RNA. The record is from the annotation of a GenBank genome assembly. Lineage: Eukaryota; Dinophyceae; Suessiales; Symbiodiniaceae.
AUGCAGAACCAGCUGCACAAGCUGCCCUCGACAGCGGCAGCGCUGAACUCAGUCUUCAGCAUGCUGUGCUACUUCUGGUGCAUUCCUGGCGGCCUAAUCGCGGAUUCUGUGGGUCGCUACAAGACCAUCAUCGGUGCAGGUGUGAUAUACGCCACUGGCACACUUUGCGUUGCUUUUGCAGUGGUUCAUGCCUUUCAGAGCUCGCUGGGAUGGAUGUUCACAGGCGGUUGCCUUGUGUUGAUCGCAGCUGGUACAGGUGGCAUCAAGCCCAACAUUGCCAACUUUGGCGCUGAUCAGAUCGGAGAUGAAACGGAGAGCCAGAGAGAGUGUCAGAAGACAUAUUUCUCGCUCUUCUACUUGGCCAUAAACAUUGGAGUGCUUCUGGCCUUUGGCUUCUUUACAAAUAUCACAACAGGGGGAUUGCCUGGUCUGGUGGACCCUACCGAGGGAUACUCGUUUGCGUAUGGUGCCGGUGCUGUUUUCAUGGUAGUUGCAGUACUGAUCUUCAUUGGCUUCACGGGAUCAUACCGGCGCCUUCCCGGGAACGGAUUGGGACCAGUAAAGCGGCUAGUGCGCUAUCAGUGCCGGUCCUUGCGUGGUGGUGGCUGGCGAGCAGUGAUGUCUGCCAUCGGCUGGUUGUGCUUGCCCUUCUUCUACGUCGUCACCCUUGCUGCCGUGCUGACUCCUGCUCCAGCUAGCGCAGGCGAGCAGGUCUUCCUGGAUCCUUGCUCCAACGACUCUAGCGCACGGAGGCUUCACGGGGGAACAGCGUCUGCCAACGAUGCCCUGAACAACGCGGCGCUGGCCCUGGGCUCCCUCGCAUGCGUCUGCCUCGCCCUGGAUGACGAAGACAAGGAGUCUUUCAACGUGGCAGAUGCGCGUGAAACAUUUGCGGCCAUUCCCAUGCUGGUGAUCGUGAACAUCGCUUUCAACCUAUGCUACAACUCCAUGAACAACGCAUUUCCUUCUCAAGCCUGCCAGAUGGAUCUCAGGAUAGGCUCGAUACAGUUGAACGGGGCAUUCUUCAACAUUGCUGACGCAUUUGCCAUAUUGGUGUUUACCCCGCUGUUUGAGUCAUGCCUCUACCCCACAAUUGCACGGAUAAAAGGAUCACCCGUGCGACUGGGCCAGAAGAUCAUAGCAGGCCUUCUCAUUGCCUGUGGAUCCAAUCUGGUAGCAGCGGGAUUAGAGAUUCGCAGACGGGGCCAACCGUUUCUUUGCAGUGCAGAAUUCUCGCAGUGUGCGCCCGGUUACACAGAAGAUGGUCUGCACGGGACGCGCAUGAGAGACAUCAGUGCGUUCUGGAUAUUCUUGCCCUUCACCUUGGUUGGAAUUGCCGAGAUCCUGGUCAAUCCUUGUAUGUACUGCUUCUCAUAUGAGGCCGCGCCCGUGCAAGUUCGUUCCCUUCUGCAGGCCAUCAACCUCUUCUUCCAAGGAUCAGUCUCAAAUGCUUUCACUUCUGUUGUCACUAAGCUUACAUAUCCGAACAGCCUGGAUGCCGGGAACUUGGAGAACUACUACUAUGUCAAUGCGGCGCUGGCAGUGGUUGGGAUCUGCUUGUAUUUUGCGAUCACACGCUGCGCGGGAAGAGGCAAGGGUAUCCGCGAAGUGAUACGGAAAGAGGAGCUGGUGUUGGAUUGCUGUGCGGAUGAUGGCAGUGAUGACGACAGCCCUUGA